UUUGUUGUAUAAAUAGGACUGUUUAUGUUUUCUGAACAAUUUCGUGGAUUUCUUGAUAAAAAUAAAGGUGCCAACUGCAAAUUAGCAUCGUUCGCAACUCCCGCCGUUGUUGGCUUUGCAAAAGUGGGUCGGAAAUGUGUAGGAAACUAGGGGAACUACAGCGCAAAAGACUCACAAAAAGACCGGCCUGAAACGAAAUCCGGGAGUCACGGAAAGACCACCCUCGGAAACCGGUACCGCGCAAUCAUCGCUAGGGUAAAUCCGAAGAAGAUCUCAAGUGCAAGGGGCUGCGUUGAAAAUGGAGCUGGAGCUCCCAAAUAACCCUCAAUUACUGGCGGAGCUGGUCAAUGGAUACCGCGUGCUGCUGCAGCAACAAAUCACACAGCAUCUUAAGCGACAUCGCGAUCACCUCGCUCGCAUGAGAAAGCGAUUCGCACAGAAACUAGCCCGACGUCUGGCCCGGAACUACGAGCUUUUCAUGCGGAAAAGGCGGCACCUGGGGAGCCAAAUUUCCCCGGCCAUCCCGAAGAAGCCGGUUCCCCUACAAAUCAAACAGUACAGUCGCAGAUGGUGGAAAAGUGUCGCCAACGGGAAGGAACACUUCAACGAAGAGCUGUUCCGCAUGGAUUACGCUUGUUUCCAGCUGCUUUGCGAACGGCUAAACGAUGAAUUAGCGGCCGAGAGCAUCACACACCACUGGAUACCACUAACGAUUGAGACAAAGGCCGCUAUCGCGUUGUAUGUGCUCGGCACGGGAGCUGACUAUCGGAAGGUUGCCCACGAGUUUGAGGUGCCCAUGAGCACGGUACAAAAGUGUCUGUUGACCUUCUGUAACGCGGUGGUGAACGUGUUUCUGGAGGAAGAGGAGCUUAUCUAUCUACCAGUCGAUGACCACAUCGAUGAACUGGAGGAUACGGUGGAGGAAUUCGAACAACUAGCCAACAUACCACGGGCUAUGGGAGUCCUCGACUGUAUGCAUAUCGCCAUCGUCCCGCCAGUAGAUGAAUCGCAGUUCUACGUCAACAGCAACGGAUGGGCCUCGGUGAUACUGCAAGCGGUAGUGGAUGGCAAAGGCUGUUUCAUGGACGUAUCGCAGCACUCUGGAUGCACGAACGAUGAAACCGCUCUGUUCGAGUCACCCCUAUACGAAACGAUGGAUAGACAACAGUUGCCAAUGGCAAUGCUAAAUGACAAGCUCACGGCCCCGUUUCUAUUGGCGGACAGCGGAUAUCCUUUGCUCCCGUGGCUCAUGACACCGUACCAUGGGGAGAACCUGUCACUGGCGCACCGAUCCUUUAACGUUUACAUGGCCCGAGCCCGUGCCAUCGCUAGUAAAGCGUUCGAACGAUUAACCGGCCGCUGGAAUCUAUUACAAGGUACCGUACACUUGGACAUUUCGAUUGUACCUACCGCCAUCAUGGCCUGCUGUCUGCUGCACAACUUUCUCGAGUUUGAGAAGGCAUCUUACAACGAGGAAUGGAGUGAGUCAACGAUUGAAGCGGAAGCUGUAUCGGAACAGCCCUUCUGGCUCUGCCCUAUCGUGGAUGAGGAGGGCGAGGAAAUCCGGAACCACUUGAGCGACUACAUGGAGGACAAUUUCCCCGUCGUAAUCGACGACAUUUGACGCAGUUCGUUGCAAGGCUUCAUUUCUCUUCUUUAUUAUUACCAAUAUUAAAACAAGUUAAUACAACACGAACA
Molecule: messenger RNA, 1698 nt
Organism: Anopheles darlingi
Lineage: Eukaryota; Metazoa; Arthropoda; Insecta; Diptera; Culicidae
Exons: 4
Coding region: 299-1624 (441 amino acids)
Source: RefSeq, a predicted model, not a curated record